This is a messenger RNA of Sungouiella intermedia, 1524 nucleotides long. The record is from the annotation of a GenBank genome assembly. NCBI's taxonomy places the organism in Eukaryota, Fungi, Ascomycota, Pichiomycetes, Serinales, Metschnikowiaceae.
AUGUUAGAUCACGUCGAAUUUAUUCAGACACCCAAGGCUCCCGUCCAGCCUAAGGCAUCUGACGCAUGUGGUAUCUUGACCACUGACUCGCCAACUAUCCAUAAUGCUCCAUUGCCAGCUGAUGGUCCUGGAAGUAGACAUUUCAGCAAUUUGGCCAUGUUGGGCUUUUUGGUGUUGAUCCCACUCUUUGUCACUCGCAAGUUGGGCUUAGGCUUCAAAACAUGGUUGUUUUUCUUUGUCUUGUUCGCUCUUCCUAUCAUGAUGGCCUACUGGACGCUCUUGCUGAGCUUCUCGCCUCGUUUGAACGAGAAAGUUAAGCUUCCAGGUAAGCCAAUCUCCUAUUACUUGGAAUUCCACACCGACGAGUUGAAGGCUAAGUAUGAGACCUCCAACAAUGGCCAGGGCUCCAAGAUUCCAAUGGAAACCUUUCACGAGUUGUACUUCGACGGUAAGGUAUCGUUUAAGGGCGACUGUCUCGACGUGUUGGAGAGCAGACAUGACUGGGCUACCUUCCGUUUUACUUUGUCUCUUUUCAGAUUCUUUCUUUUGGGAAUGAUUCCUGAAGUGAUCAUGCACUCUAAGUCUCAAGACGAGGAGCAGGUUAGAGACCACUACGACAGAGGUGACGAUUUCUACACGUGGUUUUUGGGUCCUCGUAUGAUCUAUACCUCCGGCUGUAUCUCCGACAUCACCAAGGAGGAGUCUUUGGAGCAAUUGCAGGACAACAAGUUGAAUGUCGUGGCCGAGAAGAUUCAGUUGAAGAACACCGAUCAUGUUUUGGAUUUGGGUUGUGGUUGGGGUACUUGGGCCACUUUCGGCUCUUCCCAGUUUGGUGCCAAGUUCACCGGUAUUACUUUGGGUAGAAACCAGACUAAGUGGGGUACCGAAUUGUUGUCUAAGUAUGGAGUCGACUCCACCCAGUCCAAGAUUGUGUGCUGCGACUACAGAGAUGCUCCUGAAUCUGCUAAGCCUAACGGAAAGUACGACAAGAUCACCUGUCUUGAAAUGGCCGAGCACGUUGGUAUUAGAAGAUUCGGAGCUUUCUUGGCUCAGGUUUACGAUGCCUUGGACGAUGAUGGUUUGUUCUUCUUGCAAUACGCUGGAUUGAGAAAGAGCUGGCAAUACGAGGAUUUGGUGUGGGGAUUGUUUAUGAACAAGUACAUUUUCCCAGGUGCCGAUGCCUCCACUCCUUUGGCCUUCGUUGUGAGUGCAUUGGAGAGUGCUGGAUUUGAAAUUGUGACCGUGGAUAACAUCGGUGUUUCCUACUCUGCCACCUUGUGGAGAUGGUACAGAAACUGGAUGGGUAACAAGGACAAGGUUGUCAACAAGUAUGGCAUCAAGUGGUUCAGAAUCUGGGAGUACUUCUUGGCUUCUUCCACCAUCACCUCCAGACAGAGUGGAGCUACAUGUUACCAGUUUGUGUUGAGAAAGAACAUCAACUCGUACCACAGAAUCAACUACGUUCCAGCCAUGAAGGGUGUGAUUACUCCAUCUAAGGAGGGCAUCAAGUGGGCCAAGGAGUAG